Molecule: messenger RNA, 8566 nt
Organism: Notolabrus celidotus (New Zealand spotty)
Lineage: Eukaryota; Metazoa; Chordata; Actinopteri; Labriformes; Labridae
Gene: usp12b
Product: ubiquitin specific peptidase 12b
Exons: 10
Coding region: 129-1316 (395 amino acids)
Biological process (GO): protein deubiquitination
Cellular component (GO): nucleus; cytosol
Molecular function (GO): cysteine-type endopeptidase activity; cysteine-type deubiquitinase activity
Source: RefSeq, a predicted model, not a curated record
GAAGUGGUCCCUGCUCUUCCGGUCUCUUGACAGUCUAAUAAACAGAAGAAGGCUCUCCCGGAACUCUGCAGCCUCAUCGGCUCUGAUUCUUUCAACAUCGGGGUUCGGUCCAACAUGGCGGCUUACGGAUGGAAAUACUGAUGACAGUCCGAAAGAUCGCCUCGAUUUGUACGAUGGGCGCCAAUGCCUCUGCCUUGGAAAAGGAGAUUGGACCGGAACAGUUUCCCGUUAAUGAACACUACUUUGGCCUGGUCAACUUUGGAAACACCUGCUACUGUAACUCGGUGCUGCAGGCGCUCUACUUCUGUCGACCGUUCAGGGAGAAGGUGUUGGCGUACAAGGUGCAGCCGCGCCGGAAGGAGUCCCUCCUCACCUGCCUGUCCGACCUCUUCAACAGCAUCGCCACGCAGAAGAAGAAAGUCGGCGUGAUCCCGCCCAAGAAGUUCAUCUCCCGACUGAGGAAAGAAAAUGAGCUGUUCGACAACUACAUGCAGCAGGACGCCCACGAGUUUCUCAACUACCUCCUCAACACCAUCGCAGACCUGCUGCAGGAGGAGAAGAGCCAGGAGAGGCAGCAGAACGGGAAGCUGGUGCAGAAUGGAGGAGGAGGAGGAGGAGGAGGGGGGAGUACAGGAGGAGGGAGCGGGAGUGAAGGAGGAGGAGGAGGAGGAGGAGGAGGAGAAGGGGAAAGUGGGAAGGAGACACAACAGACGUGGGUUCAUGAGAUCUUCCAGGGGACUCUGACCAACGAGACGCGCUGCCUCAACUGUGAAGCUGUGAGCAGUAAAGAUGAAGACUUCCUGGAUCUGUCCGUGGACGUAGAGCAGAACACGUCCAUCACACACUGUCUCAGGGGCUUCAGCAACACAGAGACAUUAUGCAGUGAAUACAAAUACUACUGUGAGCAGUGUCGCAGCAAACAGGAAGCCCAGAAAAGGAUGCGGGUAAAGAAGCUCCCGAUGAUCCUCGCCCUCCACCUGAAGCGCUUUAAGUACAUGGACCAGCUGCACCGCUACACCAAACUGUCCUAUCGCGUCGUCUUCCCUCUGGAGCUCCGCCUCUUCAACACGUCCGGGGACGCCACCAACCCCGACCGCAUGUACGACCUGGUGGCCGUCGUCGUACACUGUGGAAGUGGUCCAAACCGCGGACACUACAUCACCAUCGUCAAGAGCCACGGCUUCUGGCUGCUGUUUGACGACGACAUUGUAGAGAAAAUUGACGCACAAGCGAUCGAGGAGUUCUACGGUUUGACGUCGGACAUUUCCAAGAACUCCGAGUCAGGAUACAUCCUGUUCUACCAGUCCAGAGACUGAACCUGCCAGUGGUAAAUCCCCAACAGACUGUCACUCAACAGAGGGGGAGGGGCUUAUGGCUGCCACAGGGCUCCGCCCAGUACGCUCACAUAAGUAUCCAGGCUUUAUUCCCUGUAGGCGGAGCUUUGCACUGGAGCGCCACUCGGAUUUGCUUGAGUCGUGUGCAGGUCGCAUGCCAUGCCAGCCUCCUGGAUUACGACCAUCUUAACUCCUCUGAGCCCUCACUGCAACAAAAAAAAAAAACAUAAAGCACCUUAAAAAUAAAAAACCAAGAUGGCUGAUUCUGUAACACUCACUUUGCACUGGGGCGUCAGCUGGGAAGACUGGAGUAAACGCCAAUCCAUGAGGCUGACAUAGCCGUAUGCACGGCGCUCUGUUCUGGAGGUAAACGCAGUUUGGGAUUGUUAAGACGACGCAGAGUAACCAAUCAACUGUUUCUGAAGAGACACUUGCUUCUGAUUGUAAUCCUUCUUGUCACGGUAACCAGCUUCAUUACUGUCUUCAUUUGCAUUUUCUUUCUUUCUGCUAACACACCGGUACCAUGGUUCACUCCAAAAACUCAUUCCAGAGAUGAAGGAAAAAAAACACCGGACGGCUUCAGUUAGAUGUCCCAUCUGCUUCAACAUAAACACGGACACGACCUGUGGUGACUAAGGAGCUAAGAGCGCGGCGCAGUGAUGCUAGCCUGCAGUGUUUCCAUCGUGAAGUGGUGCUAAUAACGACAAGUGUUCUAGGCGGAGCAUGAAAUAGAAAACCAGCCACCAGACAUGACAAAGAGGAGCUCAUAGUUCUGACUCUUACUCAUAAAGAAGUCCAAGAAUACAAAAUGUUAAAAAACGGGAAAAAAUCGGCAAUUUUUUGGGCUUUUUUGCCUUUAUUUGUUAGGACAGCUGAAGACAGACAGGAAAUGUGGGGAGUAGAGAGCGGGGAGAGGACAUGCAGGAAAUGGUCAACCUGCCAGGAAUCGAACCGGCGACCCCUGCGACGAGGACUGCAGCCUCUGUAUGUGGGGCGCUUAGACCGCUAGGCCACCAGCGCCACGCAAAAAAAUAUUUUUAAGUUUGUUUUGCUAAAAAUACUAUUUUAAGAUUCUACUUCUGCAUGAGUCAGAUUUUAUUUAUUUGUAUUAUUCUAUUAAUUGGAGUGAUUAAUAACUUAAAAGGGGGAAAGAACAACUUGUUUUUAUGUUGGCACAUAAAGCGCGUUCAGAAAAAGCUGAAGUUUAAGUUUGUUUUGCUAAAAAUACUAUUUUAUUAGUUGGAUUUUAUUCUUAAUUAAUUGGAGUGAUUAAUGACUGAAAAGGGGGAAAGAACAACAUUUUUAUUUGGGUCAAAAAUUUGUUAGUUGAAAAUAAUAACCAAGUCAUAAAGUGAGUUCAGAAAAAGCUGAAGUUUAAGUUCAUUUUGCUAAAAAUACUAUUUUAAGAAUCUUCUUCUGCAUUAGUCAGAUUUUAUUUAAAUUUACUAUUUCUAUUAAUUGGAGUGAGUAAUGACUUAAAAGGGGAAAGAACAAGAUUUUUAUUUGGGUCAAAAAUUUGUUUUUAUGUUGAGACAUAAAGUGCGUUCAGAAAAAGCUGAAGUUUAAGGUUUUUUGCUAAAAAUACUAUUUUCAGAUUCUACUUCUGCAUUAGUCAGAUUGUAUUUCGAUUUAUUAUUGUAUUAAUUGGAGUGAUAAAUGACUUAAAAGGGGAAAGAACAAAAUUUUUAUUUGGGUCAAAAAUGUGUUCGUUGAAAAUAAUAACCGAGACAUAAAGUGCGUUCAGAAAAAGUUUAAGUUAGUUUUGCUAAAAAUACUAUUUUAAGAUUCCACUUCUGCAUUAAUCAGAUUUAAUUUUAUUAAUUGGAGUGAUAAAUGACUUAAAAGGGGAAAGAACAACAUUUUCAUUUGGGUUGAAAAUUUGUUUGGGGAAAAUAAUAACUGAGACAUAAAGUGCGUUCAGAAAAAGCUGAAGUUUAAGUCUGUUUUGCUAAAAAUGCUAUUUUAAGAUUCUAUUACUGCGUUAGUCAUAUUUUAUUCUAUUAAUUGGAGUGAUCAUUUAAUUAAAAGGAGGAAAUAAUAACAUUUUCAUUUCAAAGAUAAAUAAAAAAACACAUUUUCUUAUGUGGAAGAAAAAAAUAACCAAGAUAUGAAGAGUGUUCAGAAAACGCUGAAUACAAAGUCAAUGCAGAGACAAAAGGCUUCUAACCGGGAUAAUUGGGUCUAAGUCAAUGCCAUCGUUAACGGAACAAGCUUUGUUUUGGUCUGAAGACAACUUCAUGGAAUAGCUGCAAACUAGCUCUGGUUUUAAAGGCUAGCUAAAGAAGUUGAAAGUGGCUGGUUUUAUUUUAAAGUUCAUGCCGUGUCAGGUCGUGUCGUGUUUUUGUUGCCACAGUUGGAAAAUCUAAACGACUGAACACAUCAAACAAAAGACAGCCAGGUGUUUCAACAUCAAACAGAGUAAGCUAACUUUUUUUAGCAGGUUUUUUUCGUGUCCUUCUAAAAGUUUCAACUUAACAUUUCAGCCUUUUUUUAAAAAUCCAGAAUAUGCACAUCUCUACCAUUUCUUAAAAGAAUACAGACUCAGACUUUCUUUCCUUUCAGUCAGUCCUCAUACCCACACUACAUCCAGGUUGAAUGUUUGUGUGCCUCGUCAUUUUGUUCCCAAUUAAAGCUUUAUUUCUGGACACAAAAAAAAACACACGCCUCCACACUCUCACACACACACACACACACACACUUCUGCUGCAGCUGUUCAUCACUAACCACCAAUCACACGCUGGCAAAUUUUGGACCCAAGAGGCUGGAGUGCUUUUUUGUCCUGCAGCUGCAGCUCUGGCAGGCAGUCAGACCCUUUUUACAUAACGUGUUUUUUCACUCUCAGAAUCUUAAAUUGAAGCUCUCGGUUAAUGCUGACAGAUGCUAUCAGUCUGAUGAUGUGGAGAUGGUACAUUCAAUGCAGUAACUCUCAUUUCAUGUUCUUUUAUCUGUGGUAUUUUCUAACACUCCUGGCUGGGUUCAAAUUUGUUUUUAAUUUCACUAAAGCAAGAAGAAACGGGAAUCAUCUGAAAGCCUGUACUUGCCUAAACUUGAGCCUGCUGAUCGGCACCGACCUCCUUCUUUCACCUCUGUUGUUUUUGUUUAACGCACAAACAAACCAAAUGUAGGAUUUUUUAAAUUUUCUGUUUUUUUGUUAAAUGUUGUUUUUUGAAGUAUGUUUUACACUGCCAAGCUAAAGCCCCGAGUUAGCAAUGAAGCUAACUUCCUCUCUCUUAGCUGCAACAGAUGGGAAGUGAUUUGAGUCUCAGAUGUCAGGUCAGGUGUUUUUACGAACGUCCAGUUAAAAAUGAAAUCUCAUUCGCUCGGUCGAGGCUUCAAAGUCAACACUAUUUCCUUUAUUUAUCUGUGCUGCUCUUAAACUGAACUCAUUAAGAUUCAACAAAGUGUUUUUGUUGUUGUUGAAUCUUCUUGGGGGGUAAAUCCAGAUCAUGUCCAUCAGUUCUACAGUUCUUAGAUUUGUAGUUUUUUGGUUUGAAAUAAGAACAUUUCCGUUGUCUUUUAGCAUAAAUGAUCAAAACAAGCACAAAAGCACAUAACGGGGGAGAAAGGUGACGGACAGUCAGACAGUUAACUUUGUAUAAAGUACAGUGUCAUGGAAAUGAUUCUUCCUUCUUAGCCAUUAACUGUUUAAAAUUUCCGGAUAGACAAAGUGUUGGAAAGCCUUGUUGAAUUGCGGCUCUUGCAAAGACUUAUUUAAAUAUAAUAAAUAUUAUUUUAAAUGUUUAUGUUAACUUCUUUUUUUCUUAUAUGUUCCACUUUGUUUUGACUGAUUUUUACUAGUCUACGAUUGUUGCGUAGGCGGUGUUUUUUGAAAAUUGUUUCAUUUUGAUUUGAGGGCGAGAUGUUGAUGUGUACAUAAAUACAGAUAUUAUUGGAAUAUAAAUAUUUGCUUGCUUGAAAUAAUCAGCAGACCUAGAUCAAAAAUAUUAGUAGAUGCAAAUGUAAAAAUAAAAAAACAAAAAACGUUUAUUCUUGUAAUUAAUCAAUUCGAAUGGUGCUGCAAAAGUAACUUGAUCUACCUAUACGGCAUCCCAAAGGAGACUAACUGGUAACAUUUUUUUAAUCUGUCGGGUUGAAAUAUAACACAUUUGGAGAAAACUGUAAGUUGUACAUUUAAAGAAACUGCUGUUCUGAAAAUAACAGACCAAAAACUGAAUUUUACGUUACUGUGUUACAGGAAAAAUCCACUUUAAAGUUCACAGAGAUCAGAAAAAUGAAACAAUGGGGAGAUUUUUUCUUGUUUUACAGUUUGUUUUAUUUUGUUUUCCACUCAAAUUUAAAGUCAAACUUCGGAGACACACCUUGAAAUACCGACUGGAAUAUUCACAAUUUAAUCAUAAACCCUUAAAUGAACAGAAAAUAUUGGUACCAUAAAAAUAAAAAUAAAAAUAUAGCAUGUUUUUUUUUUGUUUUUUUAUACCAAUUUUUAUUCACAAAUUCUGUAAUAUUUGAAUUUGUAUUUAAUUUAAUUUGUUAAAUUUUCAAUAACUAAAAUAGCCUUAAAAAAUUUUUUAUGGUCCGAACAUAUCUGAGAAAAAAAUUGGAUAACAACUUUCAAGCCAAUUACGCAAUCUGUGUUACGUCCCAGUGCUUCAAGUGUUCAACUCAACACACGACGAUCAGAAAAAUUAACAAAAUGGGAAUUUUUUUUCUGUUUCAUAAUUUGUUUUAUUUUGUUUUUCACUCAAAUUUAAAGUCAAACUUCAGAGACACACCUUGAGGCAAGAUAAGUACAACUAGAAUAAUUCAAAGUUUAUUCAUAAGCCCUUAAAUGAACAGAAAAUAUUGAUACCACCCUCAAAUAUCCUGCAUUCAGUAUUGGUCAGUCUAAAUAAAAUAAGUAAAAGAUUUUUUUAAUCAAAAUGAAUUCCAUUAAUAUGCUUAAGUCUGAAAUAUUACAAUUUUAAUUUACUUAAAUUUUUUUUAAUUCACAAUAAUUAAAUUGGCCUUUUAAAGAAAGAUUGUAUGGUCCGAACACAUCUGAGAAAAACAUUUGAAACAACUUUUAUUUUGUUUUCCACUCAAAUUGAAGGUCAAACUUCAGCGACACACCUUGAGGCACGAUAAAUACCAACUGGAAUAAUUCACAAUUUAAUCUUAAAGCUGGGGUUGGCAGUGUCGGAAAACUAGCAUGAAUUUGAAUGUAGCUUUUCCUCAGGACUCCGUCUAACCGGCUGGACGGGAUUUGAAUGGUUUAAAAUUUUGGCACCCAAAAAAGGCUGAUAGUUGGUGUUUUCCCAGGUUUACUCCGGCUGUAGAUAGCAGCUUCUCUUCGCUCUUUUUUAAGAACACAUUAUGUAUUGAUUACCAUCAGGACAUAAAGAUCAUUUUAACCAGUAUGACAAAAAGUGUAUCUAAAUCUGAUUACCAACCCCAGCUUUAAGCCCUUAAAUGAACUGAAAAUACCAAUACCACCCUCAAAUACCCAGCAUCCAGUAUUGUUCAAGCUAAAUUAAAGACAUUAUUUAUACUUUUUUUUUCAACCAAUUCUUUUCUCACAAAUUUGCUUAAAAUUCUGAAAUAUUUCAAUUUAAUUUACCUAAUUUUUUAAGUUUACAAUAAUUAAAUAAGACAAACAUUGGGUACAACCUUUAACCCAAUUACGCAAUCUGUGUUACAUCCCAGUGCUUCAAGUGCUCAACCUAAAUUUCUACUACUCUACUACACAGUCCCAAAGAUGUUAAAUUUCUCAGACACAAAGUGAAAAAUAUUUACUCUUUCUUAUUAACACCUAAAUGUUAAAGGUUUGAAGACUUUGAGGCACACUUAAGCUUAGUUUUAAAGGUUACAAGGAGGUGUUUUGGUGAAGUUGUGCUUCAAUAGCAACCAAAAAUGUGUUACAAAUAACUGAGUUAAGACUCAACUCAAAUUUAAACUACUCUAAUACACAGUCCUACUGAUGUACAAUGAAUCUGACAUUUAACAAUGUAAUUAUUUACCUCACCUGAGUCCUGGAGGCGUUGUUAAAUUGGUUUUUAGUAAAGUACAUCAAGGUGUCAUCUGCAUAUAGUGUGAUCUUUUUUCUGGAGGUUGAGAUUUUCUGACAAAAUUAGCCACAUUUCUUAAACAGAAAGUGAAAAAUAUUUACUGAUUCUUAUUAAACUGUCAGGUAACAUCUAAUGUUCAAGGUUUGAAGACUUUGAAGCACACUUAAGCUUAGUUUUAAAGGUUACAAGGAGGUGUUUUGGUGAAGUUGUGCUUCAAUAGCAACCAAAAAUGUGUCACGAAUAACUGAGUUAAGACUCAACUCAAAUUUAAACUACUCUAAUACACAGUCCUACUGAUGUACAAUGAAUCUGGCAUUUAACAUUGUAAUUAUUUACCUCAGCAGAGUCUUGAGGGCGUAGUUAACUUGCUUUCUAUGGUAACGUACAUCAAGGUGUCAUCUGCAUAUAGUGUGAUCUUUUUUCUGGAGGUUGAGAUUUUAUGACAAAAUUAGCCACAUUUCUUAAACACAAAGUGAAAAAUAUUUACUGAUUCUUAUCAAACUGUCAGGUAACAUCUAAUGUUCAAGGUUUGAAGACUUUGAAGCACACUUAAGCUUUGUUUUUAAAGGUUAUAAGGAGGUGUUUCUAUGAAGUUGUGCUUCAACAGCAACAAAAAAAUGUGUCAUAAAACAACUGAGUAACAAAAACUGACGUGUGUGCGUGGGUGGAUUUUUCCUUCUAACAGAUUUAAGUUGUAAUUUGUGUCCUCUCAAAUGUCCCUCUAAGGUUUCCAGAUCACUCUGUUUGUUCAGACUCACAAAGAAUGUAAUUGUUUUUUGAAGGGUGAAGAACGUGACUGAAUGUGUCCGAAACACUCCGAUAUGUUGCAACUGGUGUGCAGAGCGGCGGCAGCCUGACGGACUCAGGCGGCAAGACAGAAUCUGAGAGAUUAAAUUUAAACUUUCAGAAAGUUAGUGUCCACAGUGGUUGAGUCUACAGUUUGGCCCCUUUCUUAGACACUUUUGUGGACUACAUUUAAUUGGCGAUUACUCAUUAUUUUGGGCUUCUUGCUUGAAAAGAUCUCUUGGAUUAAGAGUUGAAACUUCCUCCACUGAGCUGUCCUCUCUGGUGUGUUUUCGUCGGGGCUGCUGCUGCACACACUGCCGUCUGAAGUUCAUUUUGAAUCCAUGUAGAUGCAGUGAAGUUUGGGAAUGAUGGCUGGUUCUGAUGGUGUCCAAACUGUUUGAAAUUAAACACAAACUGGUUUUGAAGAUGGAAUAAUGUAAA